AUGGCUCCGUGCCUAGGGCCCCGCCGGGACCGCGCGAGUCGGGAGGACGAGGACAGCUGGGAGGCGCGGGGGGACCGCAAGGCCCGCAAGCCCCUGGUGGAGAAGAAGCGGCGCGCACGCAUCAACGAAAGCCUGCAGGAGCUGCGGCUGCUGCUGGCGGGCGCCGAGGUGCAGGCCAAGCUGGAGAACGCCGAGGUGCUUGAGCUGACCGUGCGGCGCGUCCAGGGCGCGCUUCGUGGCCGGGCGCGCGAGCGCGAGCAGCUGCAGGCCGAGGCUAGCGAGCGCUUCGCCGCCGGCUACAUCCAGUGCAUGCACGAGGUGCACACGUUUGUGUCUACGUGCCAGGCCAUGGACGCCACCGUCGCCGCUGAGCUGCUCAACCACUUGCUGGAGUCCAUGCCGCUGCGCGAGGGCGGUAGCUUCCGGGAGCUGCUGGGGGACGCCCUGGCCCGGCCACCGGGAGCCCCUGGCCGGAAUGACCGGCCUGCGGGAGGGUCUUCAGGGUACUUGCUGCCCAGCCCCCCAGACCCUCCAGGGGACGACCUGUGCUCCGACCUGGAGGAAGCUCAAGAGGCUGAACUGAGCCGUGUGCCCGACGAGGGGCCGGACUUGGUGCCCGCGGCCCUGGGCAGCCUGACCGAGGCCCAUCUAGCCCAUGGCACCCACAGUGUCUGGAGGCCCUGGUGA
Molecule: messenger RNA, 687 nt
Organism: Chrysochloris asiatica (Cape golden mole)
Lineage: Eukaryota; Metazoa; Chordata; Mammalia; Afrosoricida; Chrysochloridae
Gene: HES6
Product: hes family bHLH transcription factor 6
Exons: 4
Coding region: 1-687 (228 amino acids)
Biological process (GO): regulation of transcription by RNA polymerase II; regulation of neurogenesis; anterior/posterior pattern specification
Cellular component (GO): nucleus
Molecular function (GO): DNA-binding transcription factor activity, RNA polymerase II-specific; protein dimerization activity; RNA polymerase II cis-regulatory region sequence-specific DNA binding
Source: RefSeq, a predicted model, not a curated record